Entelurus aequoreus (snake pipefish) is the source of this 1672-nucleotide messenger RNA. Its product is annotated as MARCKS-related protein 1-B-like. Gene Ontology annotation, biological process: actin filament organization; central nervous system development. The record is from RefSeq and is a predicted model, not a curated record. Lineage: Eukaryota; Metazoa; Chordata; Actinopteri; Syngnathiformes; Syngnathidae. Bases 207 to 842 code for a protein of 211 amino acids. Gene Ontology annotation, molecular function: calmodulin binding; actin filament binding. The transcript has 2 exons. Gene Ontology annotation, cellular component: cytoplasm; plasma membrane.
GUUGUGUCUUCCUCAUCCCCUCAUUUGGACUCAACCUUCGCGUCAAAGUCAAAGCUUCGGGCAGCUCCCGUGUGUUCACGACUCAGUGAAGGAAGGAUUUUUCUCACCUCUUCAGCGAGAACUCACAAUCUAACCCUCCCUGAGCUGGAUUGGAACCGUUUUUUUUUUUUCCUUUUUCACCUUUUUUUGGUUGGAAGCAAGUAAAAAUGGGAGCCAGCAUGUCUAAGGGAGAUGUAGCUGUCGAGGGGAAAGCUGCCGCCGUCGCCGCAGACCCCGCAGCAGCCAAAGCCAACGGCCAGGAAAACGGCCACGUGAAGACAAACGGUGACGUGUCGGCCAAGCCAGACGGGGAAGUCGCCGCCGGAGAUGGCAAUGGCACAGCCGAACCGGCCAAGGAAGGAGAGGCCAGCGCCGGAGACGCCAUCGAGCCUGCUCCCGCCGCCGAGGGGGAGGCCGCUAAGACCGAGGGGGAGACCCCCAAGGAUGGCAAGAAGAAGAAGAAGUUCUCCCUGAAGAACUCCUUCAAGUUUAAGGGCAUCUCGCUGAAGAAAAACAAGAAGAGCAGCGAGGAAGCCAAGGAGGAGGCCGCCGCCACCUCCCCCGCGGGCGAGGAGAAGCCCGAGGAGAACGGCCACACGGCCAAGGAAACCAAAGAGGAGACGCCAGCCGCCGACGCCAAAGAAGGCGAGGCAGCCGCGGCCCCGCAGGAAGAGGCCAAGGCAGCCGAGGAGACCCCGGCCGCAGAGGCUGCCCCGGCCGAGGAGGCGGUCCCCGCCGCUGCAACCCCCCCAGCCGAGGACACGACACCCGCAGCCCCAGAGGGCAACGCCAGUGCAGAGUGACGGCACCCUCCAGCCACUGAACUAAAUUUCCAAGAUUAAAGUAUAUAAAUAUAUAUAAGAGAGACUCAAGCCACGUUCUUAAAGUUAUACAACAGAACUACAACAGAAGAUACAGGAUAUAUCACGUUUUGCUGAGUCAACACUUCACUUGCCUUUUUAAGAAAAAAAAAAAUUAAGUUGUACUUUGACAGACGGAAUCUCACCGGGCCCUCAGAUUGAUGUAACGCUUGUGUCGCCCCCUCAUGGUACAAACAGGGACCAGCAUGUGGAGAAAGUCAUGAACUGAAUGAGGAGCGAUAAGGAAUACUGACUUUUUUUACCCCCCCAAAUAAAUGAUUUCUGGAGAUGCAUCGUUUUGACAUCGUGGCAGUUCUAUAACAUGUUUAUUUUCAGCUUUUUUGGGGGACCUAACGAUUGUCACCGUUGCAGAGCGGGGCAUAUUCCAUCUCUUUCACUCCAAAUGACUGUUAUGGACACCUACUCAUUUUUUAAAUUCUACAUUCCUAUGUUUUACCCCCAAAUUUGAAGUAUUUUCUCAUGUAUAGGUAAAAAAGGAUGAGAGGAGAUGGGAGAAGAUCAAUGUCUUUUGUGCAGUUUGAUUCUUUUCAAGCGAUAUUAAACCCCAUUCUGGCUUUUUGAAUAUUGCAGCGGUCGCAUUUCAGAAUUUAUGAUGCGGGUUGGGGUUGUGUACAAAAUGUGAGCUUUUUAUCUGCAAACUUUCUCUGUAAAUAUGUUUUGGCCAAUGUUUUUGGUUCUUUUUUGUUUUGCUAUUGUUUGAAGAUGUUCAUGGUUUUAUUGUAACUUUUAAUAAAGUUAAAUGUUUGAUCCCC